AAAUAAACGCAGUAAAUUUGUGAUAUAGAAUCUUCCUUUUCAAAAUUAUCAAAAUUCUACAAGGGCGUGUCCCCUGCGCACGUUAAUCGCAGCAACUGUGCAUCCUCCAAUUCCAAAUCCCCUUUUCUCGAUAGUCAAAAUUAAUCAGUCUCGCUAGCUUCGCCACACCUCUCCUCCUCCAGCUUCGGAUUGUUUCAGCUGAUUGUUGGAAUUCUAAACGAUGGCUGACGAGGAGCCUGUAGAUCCAAAGAGGGAACUUGAAGACCGUUGCAAGGCACCAUGCACGAGGCCACUUAAAGAAUAUCAGGCCUGUUCUAAGAGAAUUCAAGGUGAUGAAUCGGGACACAAGCACUGUACGGGACAAUAUUUUGAUUAUUGGCGCUGUGUUGACAAUUGCGUUGCUACUAAGUUGUUUUCGCAUCUCAAAUAACAAUGACAAGACCUCAUUGGUAUACUUACCAACUUACGCUUGUUUCUUUCCUAGAGCCGAUUGUACCCGUUUUGUUGUGCUCUUGACGCUCGAUUCUUUCCAAGAGCCGGUUGUUCCCGUUUUGUUAUGCUCUUGAUGUUACUAGCUGUACAUGAGCAACUGCUUACCCGAGACUGUGAGAUAUGGUUUGCUCAUCGGAUUAAUAAAUGAACUAGAACAGGGUUUUAUAAAAUUCAGCAUGUUAAGAAUAUCAUGUCUGAUGUAAAAUUAAUAAUUGGUAUUGUGUUCCUUGCUAGCAACAUUUUAAUUUCAUUUGUUAGUCUAAAAAGAAGCGUGUUUGUCUCCA
Salvia miltiorrhiza (redroot sage) is the source of this 776-nucleotide messenger RNA. RefSeq names its product cytochrome b-c1 complex subunit 6-like. Bases 221 to 430 code for a protein of 69 amino acids. NCBI's taxonomy places the organism in Eukaryota, Viridiplantae, Streptophyta, Magnoliopsida, Lamiales, Lamiaceae. The record is from RefSeq and is a predicted model, not a curated record. The transcript has 5 exons. Gene Ontology annotation, biological process: mitochondrial electron transport, ubiquinol to cytochrome c.